GGGUUCUCUCUUCUGCUACCGCUCUGCUGGGCCUUGCGGCUCUCCAGGGCUUUUUUCCUUCCUCUUUUUUGUCGAGGGCGCAUUUAAUCUCCUUGUAGCUGGAUCCAGGAGGCAGGCCACCCCACCUGGAUAGGCUGAGACGCAGCUCCGAGACAGGACAGAAGUUUGCAGCGCGACCACUGUGUUUUAAAGCCAGAAAAUGGGCUGAUGCAUAGAGAUCUCAGUGGUGGGCAAGCGAGUGGCACUCCGCAGAGCCAGCCCAUGGCCGAUCAGGAGGCACAUCCGUCCGAGAUUCAUGAAAAGCCAGCCGCCCAGAUGAAAGUCUUCAAGUAUCGCCUUUGGGAUGUGGCCCAGAAGUCUCUCUACUUGCGGAACAAUCAGCUGGUCGCUGGCUAUUUGCAAGGCCCCAACUCUGCGCUGGAAGAGAAAAUUUGCUGGGUCCCCAACCGCUCCUUCGAGCGGGAGAAGUUCCCCAUCAUCCUGGGCGUCCAGGACGGGCGCCGCAGCCUGGCGUGUGGGACGGGCACCCUGCCCGCGCUGCAGCUGGAGGACGUGAACAUCACGGCGCUGUCCCGAGGCGGUGAGGAAACCACCCGCUUCACCUUCUUCCGCUCCUACAAGGACGGCAUGUGGCGCUUCGAGUCGGCCGCCAACCCAGGCUGGCUGCUCUGCACCUCAGCCCAGUCCAACGAGCCCCUGGGCCUCACCACCAGCCCGGACGCUGCCCAUAUCGUUGACUUCUACUUCCAGCUGUGCUGAGCCCAGCCACGGGGAGGUGGCCUCCCCCCGGCUGUGUAGGAUGAGACCAGCUGGGUCGGGAAGGGCUGCACCACCUCUCCCUGCCCCAGCUGCAACCUGCCAGGGCGCGGGAGACAGAGCCGUGUCCCUAGGACUCCUGAGUCUCAGCGGGAGGGCACCAGGGCCUGAUCCUGCCAGGAACGGAGCGCCCUCCUGGGGGGGGCAUUUCAGGGCACCCAGCCCCUUGUAGAGCCAGGCCCUGUGCUUCAGCCAAUGUGCCCCAAAGGGGGGCCUGAUCCUGGGGGCCCCUCUCCAGGGCUGUGGAGCCUUUUCCAAAGGGGCCUGCAGGCGUCCAGUGGCAAGAUGGCCCAGUGGUUAGAGCACUAGCUGGGGACUUGGAAAACCCUGCUCUGCCAGACUCCCUUGGGCAGAUCCUGGAGCCGCUCCGUGCCUCAAUUUCCCCCCCUGUACAAUGGGGACACCGGCCCUGCCCCCCGGGGUGUGUGAGGGUAACUCCAUUAGCCACAUGCUCUGGUGCUGGGGGCCAGACAGGGCCCAUGGACAAGAAUCCCAGAGCAUCCGGGUGGCUGGCCGUGGGCCCAACAGAGCCGCAGCAGGAUAUUGCCAUGGCAGCACCGUUCCAGCUGGGCUCCGUGUCUCCUGGCGCUUCUGCUCUGCAUGGCUACGGAAGGGCUGGCUGCCCUCGAAGGGGAUCUGGAUGCGCGCCCUCGCUGUGUGACUAGCUCCUCCCACUGGAGACCUCUGGCCCCAUGGACCCCCCCCCCCAACCCCAGCCUGGCUUUGAAUAAAUGUGGAAAGUAGCUA
Molecule: messenger RNA, 1563 nt
Organism: Dermochelys coriacea (leatherback sea turtle)
Lineage: Eukaryota; Metazoa; Chordata; Testudines; Dermochelyidae
Product: interleukin-1 receptor antagonist protein-like
Exons: 5
Coding region: 208-759 (183 amino acids)
Biological process (GO): inflammatory response to antigenic stimulus; cellular response to lipopolysaccharide; cytokine-mediated signaling pathway
Molecular function (GO): cytokine activity; interleukin-1 receptor binding
Source: RefSeq, a predicted model, not a curated record